Molecule: messenger RNA, 2541 nt
Organism: Botrytis byssoidea
Lineage: Eukaryota; Fungi; Ascomycota; Leotiomycetes; Helotiales; Sclerotiniaceae
Exons: 4
Coding region: 1-2541 (846 amino acids)
Source: RefSeq, a predicted model, not a curated record
AUGGCUGGAGAUAGAGAUGAAGUACCGCGUCUCCUUCGAGAUCGCCACAUAAAAGCUGUUAGAGAUAAAUUUCAUCGGCCACCAACAGUCAAUGAACUCCGGGCCAUCGAUGCACUUCCACUUGAGCCUCGAAAGAACCUAAACGACACCUCUUCAAACGGUCAAAGAAUCUACGAACUGUUGAGAGCAUUUGAGAAGACUGGCUAUGUUGAAGGACUUGAAGAAGCUGGGAGACUUCUAUGGGCGCAGGUAUUUGCAGAACCAGAUUUCAGCCAGGAGCCUAGAAGGGAACCAUUUUCUGCCGUCAGGAAUAUUGCAGCACGUGGGAUCAAUGAAGUUAAAUACAGGGCCGAUCAACAUCCUACAAGAACACCGAAAGAAAAACCCUUACAAUGGACGUCUGCAGAGAAACUGAUUUCCAUUAAUGCUACUUCAAAUGCUUUUGCUGGAUCUCCUCAGAAGCCUUGGAUGAUAAGAGGUGUUUCGAUAUCACCGACUCCUCGACGUGCUAGUAUUUCAUCGGGUGAUAAUGGAAAUAACAACGAGCCUGCUAAUAAUCACUUCCAAUCUCGCGAUGCACAGCUGGUCUCAUUAAGAUUUGCAGAAUCUGGUCAGCAAACUCAAAAUCGCAUAUCUACAUUUACCACCCCAGUUCCAGGAGGUCCGCCGAACACCUAUGGCGGCGGUACUUAUAUGCCAUGGCCACUGCAUCAAAAAGCUCAAGAGUAUCAAUAUGUAAGCCCAUAUUCAAUCCAAACCUCUACAACAUCUGUGCCGUAUGUCCCGGAAAGAGGAGAACAAGCACGGGAUAUAAUGUCCCGUGCCAAUGUCCCUUCAAAUAUUGAUGGUGAAUCAAGAGUCCCAGUACAGCGACCAAUUUCCCGAUCUCAUUACACUUCAAACUUGAAGAGUGAAUUGACCGACUGUAACAUAUUAGUGGGAAAUCUUCUUCAUACCCACACGUCUCCUAUGUCAUUUCCCUCCGCAACCUUGGAAACAAAUCGAUUCGAUCAAACUACAUUUUCAAACUCGACUCCUCAAAACUCCCACUGGGGACACCGAACUUCCAUGAUGCCAUCUCUUGAGAAUUAUUAUGAUCCCUCUUCUUGUCCUUUCACAAACAGAAACUCUUUACGGCCAUCUAAUGACUUAUUAGAGUAUCAGAAUAGACAGAUUACAGGCUCAACUGGCAAUACAUACGAUCCUACAAGUCCCCCCUUUCAUCCGGCCAUAUCAGUUGAAGGACAACAACUCUUUCUCCUACGCAAAAAAGAAAAGGAAACAUACCUUGCUCGCAUAACCUCGAACAUCCACCAAUCGCUAUCAGCCCUACCUGAUACUCAAGGAGAUCAACCAACUGGCUCGAGCUCGACAACAUUUGCUGCAAAUACCUCAACGAGCACGUCGACAACUGACUAUAGAACUCAACAUGCUUCCCCAAGCGCUUCUAUGCAGCAAAGUCCUUCGUCUGAUACUUCCGCUGUACCACCGGGCCAAUCGAGUAACAAUCCUUUUGUCAUUCGUGACAAUAUGGGAUUUAUACAUCAAGGAAUGAAUUUCGCCCCAAAAAAUCUUCUGCCAUUGAGCUCCAGAAGAAUCAUCAGAUCUAUCUCUAGCUCCACCAUUACGCCAAUUCUGCCUUCACCCAAAACCAUCAAAGGCAGAACUACCUUUCCAAAUAAAGCCAAUCAUCACUCUGGAAUGUCGAUUCCUGAAAAUCCACUUCCCGGUACAAUCUCAAGCAUUAGAACCCAAAAUACCCUCUCGGUUCACAAUGCCAAGAAGAAUAGCACGAAAAAAGCAUUCAUUCCUGCAGCUCCAGUUUCCGCUCAAGUAGAUGGAGCAUCAGAUUCUGCAUCAAAUACCGGCGUUCAAGCACAUUGCAUUACAAAUUUAUCACCACAGCAAGAAUCAUCCUGCUCGAGCGCCUCCUCAAACUUCACCAUCAAGUUCAUCCACUUCGACACCAUGAAAGAUUACGACAACGACGACAAUGCGUGCACAGAACAACCCGCCUCCAACCCCCCGACCUCUAUCACCCAUUCCGCUCAACCUCUUCAAAAUCUCUUUCAUCCCACCCCAACCCGUCCUUCAUCCCCACCACUUCACCUCCGCCCCCACACACCAGAUUAUCUCGUCUUCCCACCCACCGCCGCCUCAUCCUCCAAGCAAAUCUGGCCACGACCUCCGCCCGAAAUCGAAGGCUACCGUCAAUACACCUUCGUCCGCGACCGCAUCUCUCUUAACAUGAAAGCCAAGCGUCGCACGGAAAUCGAUCUCGAUACAGGAGAUUAUCGACACAGCAUGGAUAGUCAGGAGACGAGUCGCGGAUAUAAAAUGGAUGGGACGCGUAUCCGCACUAGUUCGCGAUAUUUUCAUAAGAAGAGGGUUGCGAAGAAAUCAAAGGAGAAGAUGGAGGAAGAGAGGGUGGAUGAGAUUGCGAGGAAGGUGGAGAGUGUAGAAAAGGGGGUCGAGGAGAUGAGAAGAGAAGAGGGAGAUGUGUUCUUGGAGUUGUUAGGUGGUGGGUUCUUGCCUUUGUGA